This is a messenger RNA of Parnassius mnemosyne (clouded apollo), 1179 nucleotides long. NCBI's taxonomy places the organism in Eukaryota, Metazoa, Arthropoda, Insecta, Lepidoptera, Papilionidae. The record is from the annotation of a GenBank genome assembly.
AUGACAAUUUUUGUUGAUAACAUAAAUUUCUCCCUUCGUAUGUCUUUAACAAUUCUAAGGAUUGUUGGGUUUUGGGCGCCGCGGGAUUUGACGAGAGACGCCACAGUAUGGUACAACAUCUAUGGUAUUUUCAGUUUCAUGUUUAUUUUGGGCACAUACAUCAUAAUCCAAGUUGUGGACAUGUGCUUGAUUUGGGGAAACCUGCCUCUAAUGACUGGCACCGCUUUCCUAUUGUUCACGAAUUUGGCACAUGCGAUCAAGAUCGUCAAUUUGGUCACCAGGAGGCGGAAGAUUCGGAGGAUAAUCGAUGAUGCUGAUCUACUUUUGAGGAGCGAGAGUUCUGGCGAGGGAAAAGAGAUUGUAAAGCAGUGCAACCGUGAGACAGCUUUGCAGCUAAUUCUCUACAUCUUCCUCACUCUGGUGACAAUGAUCGGGUGGGCGACAAGCGCCGAGAAGAACAAGCUCCCUCUACGUGCUUGGUAUCCCUACGACACAAGCAAAUCGCCGGCUUAUGAGCUGACGUAUUUACAUCAAGUUUUUGCGCUGUUCGUCGCAGCCAACCUUAACGUGAGCAAGGACACCCUGGUCACGACUCUGAUAGCACAAUGCAGAUGCCGGCUACGCUUGCUGGGUCUAGCGCUGAGGACUAUGUGCCAUGAUAUGGACAUGCCUGAAAAUCAUCUUCUAACUGAACAUCAGCAGGCGAUAGUAAAGGCUCGACUUCGUAAAUGCGUGGCGCGCCACCAGGCGGCACUGCACGCUGCGGUUCAGGUGCAAGCGUGUUUCUCGGAGCCAACCUUCGCGCAGUUUACGGUGUCACUGGUCAUCAUAUGCGUAACUGCCUUUCAGCUUGUUUCUCAAACUGGCAACCUGGUCCGUUUAUUAUCAAUGGGCACCUAUCUGCUGAACAUGACCUUUCAAGUAUUUCUAUAUUGCUACCAAGGGAAUCAACUGUCCGAAGAGAGUUCUGCGGUAGCUGCAGCGGCGUACGACUGUCCAUGGUAUAUGUGUGGAGUGCCGCUGCGGCGAUCUUUUUUGGUGCUGAUGGUACGCUGUCGUCGCGUUGCCCGUCUCACCGCUGGCGGGUUCACCACUCUGUCGCUCGCCUCCUUCAUGGCUAUAAUCAAAGCGUCGUACUCUCUGUUCACGUUACUGCAGCAAGUCGAGGAAAAGAAGUAA